AUGAGCCUUUCCAUUGGCAACGAACUCAAGGACGCCUUCAAACCGACAAGCAAUUGGGUGGGCAACGGUGUCUCCUGGCUUGGCGACGCCGAGGAGUUCUACCGAGAGAGAGCCGCCCUCGAAAAAGAGUACUCCACUAAGUUGAAGGACCUCACCAAGCGCCACUUUGACAAAAAGGCAAAGGCCCUGGCACCUGUGUCAGUGGGCGACAACCCUCAGAUCACGCCGGGUUCGCUCGAGAGUGCUCUGAUGGUGGUGUGGAACGACUUGCUUAAUCAGACGGAGCAGAUCGCCCAGGAACACCUCCAUCUUUCCGGUGAGUUCAGCACCAAGAUUGCCGACAAUUUGCUGUCGUUAAAGACGAAAACGGGUAACAUUCUUCGCCAGGUGGAAGCCAUCAACCAGUAUUUGGUCGACGAGAAGCAGAAGAGUGAAGAUAACGUUGCCAAAGCGAAAAAGGCCUACGAUAAUCUUUGUCAACAGGCCGAACACGCCCGCUCCAAAACAGAACGCCUGGCACUGGAUCGUGCUCAAAACAAGUACCACGAUAAGGAAGUGGACAUGAACAUUGGCAAAAACGACUACAUCAUCAAGUUGGCGGUGUCGAACCGGUUAAAGGACAAAUACUACUAUCAGGACGUUCCUGAGAUUUUAGACUAUCUUCAAGAACUUAACGAGUGCCGCGUGGAACUCGUUAAUAAGUUGUUGAAGAACGCCGGCAUCAUAGAGCGCAAUUCAUUGGACCGGGUCAAAAACCAUUUGCACACCAUUGACAAUACCAUCGCCCAGAACCAGGCAGGGCUCGACACACAGAUGUUCAUCAAGCACAACCAGGCGUCAUGGAGUGAGCCUGCCGACAACGUGUUUGUGCCGUGUCUGUUCUGGCACGACGACGAGAUGUUAGUGAUCAAUGACGGCGGUGAGUUACACGAUUUGAAGCGGCGGUUGUUCCAUGACCUCAACAGCUACCUGGUAUUAGAACAAGAUACAUUAGACGCUAAACAACAGCUUGAAGAGUUGACGGCGCUGCGCAAGCUGGACUUGGGGGAGAAGAUCACUCUCAAAUUCGAUGCGCCUUUAGCGCAACUGCUUCAAGUGUUACUUAAAUUUAUGAAGGCCGAUGCCAACCGGGUGAAGAACGAAGUGGAGAUCGAGAUCAUCCAGAACUACUGUGGCGACAAGGACAUGUCGUAUCACGAAGAAGCGCCUCAGAAGAAGAAGCUUUUCGGCCUUAUCAAGAUCAACCAGGACUCGCACCACCACAACGAAUCAGAUUCAGCACUGAUGAUGUCGACCCCUAGUCGAACACCGACCUUCUCUAAGCUGGGAGCCUUUUCCUUACGGCGAAAGAUGACGGGAGCCAGUAUUGCUAGUGGUGGUACUACUGGUGGUGGUGGAAGUGGCGGUGGUAGUGGCGGCAGAGCUCUCUACGCCUACACUGCUAAUGAUAGCGAUGAAAUCAGCAUUGAUGCCGGCCAAACAUUCAACCUAGUGGCGGCUGACGAUGGCUCCGGGUGGACGAAAGUGGAGAUUAACGGGGCGGUGGGGCUUGUACCGACACUGUACCUUGAGCUUUCGAGUACUGAUCACGUGACCAGUGCUGGUCCUCCUCCACCGGCAGCAGCGCCAGCAGCAGCAGCACCACAGGAACAGAAGCGAAAGGGACCGCAAGUGGCUCCGAAACGAGGGGCCAAGCGCGUGCAAUACUUGGAAGCGUUAUACGACUACACCGCCGACGGCGACGACGAGAUCAGCAUCCGCGCCGGCGACAAGAUCAUCCUCGUGCAGGACGACACCGAUGGCAGUGGUUGGACUGAAGGUGAGCUCAACGGCGAGUGUGGGAUGUUCCCCACCGCGUACGUACGCAAAAUAUAG
Messenger RNA from Diutina rugosa, 1875 nucleotides. RefSeq names its product Bzz1p (gene BZZ1). The record is from RefSeq and is a predicted model, not a curated record. The transcript has a single exon. Gene Ontology annotation, biological process: regulation of actin filament polymerization. Bases 1 to 1875 code for a protein of 624 amino acids. Lineage: Eukaryota; Fungi; Ascomycota; Pichiomycetes; Serinales; Debaryomycetaceae. Gene Ontology annotation, molecular function: protein binding.